Molecule: messenger RNA, 2260 nt
Organism: Glycine soja
Lineage: Eukaryota; Viridiplantae; Streptophyta; Magnoliopsida; Fabales; Fabaceae
Product: probable glucan endo-1,3-beta-glucosidase A6
Exons: 3
Coding region: 385-1788 (467 amino acids)
Biological process (GO): carbohydrate metabolic process
Cellular component (GO): plasma membrane
Molecular function (GO): hydrolase activity, hydrolyzing O-glycosyl compounds
Source: RefSeq, a predicted model, not a curated record
AAAUGGUCGUUGCAAUUCUCUUCAACUCAUUAAUGAUCGUUUCCCCUCUUUCUUAAACCCCCGAAAGCUCGUCUUCCCACACACCCUCUCUCAUUUUUUAAGCAUCCAUUCCAUUCGUUCCCCCUCUGUGCAAUACAGCUUCUAUUUCACCUUCCCCCCCAAAAAAAACCCUUGGCUUUUUCCCUCACCAACAUUGUUCCUUUGUUGUUAUUCUAGCUUUCAUUAAACACACGCGUCGCGCCAGGUGUAGAAGAAACACACUAGCCAACACAACAGCCAAAUGUCCAUGGUUUAGCGCUCAAGAACCUUCCCAGAAAAAAAAAACUUCUCUUGCCUCAUCAAAGAAGUUACUAAUUACACUCAAACAAAAAUAGCCUAAACAAAAUGGCUAUGCUUCUUCUCAUUCCACUGUUCCUAUCAUCCAUUUUACUAUUCCCAAUAUCAAGCGCAACAACGUUCUCACCCCAACCCGGAAUCUGCUACGGCCAGCUCGGAGACAACCUUCCACCGCCGCGAGAAUCUGUCUCCCUCAUUACCUCCGUCCAUGCGAAGCGCGUGAAGCUCUACGACGCGAACCCAUCCAUCCUCCACGCGCUUCAAGACACGCGCCUGCAAGUUUCCAUCAUGGUCCCCAACGACCUCAUCUUGAACAUCUCCACGAACCAAACCCUGUCCGACCAGUGGGUCUCCGACAACGUCGUACCCUACCACCCCCGCACCCUCAUCCGCUACCUCCUCGUCGGCAACGAAGUCACCAGCACCACCGCGGCCACCGCCACGUGGCCCCACCUGGUCCCCGCCAUGCGCCGCAUCAAACGCUCACUGAAAUCCCACGGGAUCCGCAAAAUCAAAGUCGGAACCUCAUCCGCUAUGGACGUGCUUCAAACCUCGUUCCCUCCCUCAAACGGUGCGUUUCGCAAAGACCUAACUGCCCCCGUCAUGAAACCCAUGUUAAAAUUCCUCAACCGGACCAAAUCGUUUUUCUUCUUAGACGUGUACCCUUUCUUCACUUGGUCCGCUGACCCCUUGAAUAUAAACCUUGAUUACGCUUUAUUUGAAUCCAAAACUGUAACCGUUAAGGAUCCGGUUUCGGGUUUGGUUUACACUAACCUGUUUGACCAAAUGGUGGACGCGGUUUAUUUUGCGAUGAAGAGAUUAGGUUUUCCGGGUGUUCGGAUCUUUAUCGCGGAAACGGGUUGGCCCAAUGGAGGCGACUUGGACCAGAUUGGAGCAAAUACUUACAACGCUGCCACUUACAACCGAAACUUCAUAAAGAAAGUCACUAAAAAACCGCGGGUGGGGACACCGGCUCGACCGGGUUCGGCUCUUCCGUCUUUUUUAUUCGCCCUCUUCAAUGAGAAUCAGAAACCGGGUCCGAGUACGGAGCGGCAUUUCGGGUUGUUGCACCCGAACGGGUCGAGGGUUUACGACGUGGAUUUGUCCGGGGAAACGCCGGAGGCGGAGUUCCGGCCGCUUCCGGUGCCGGAGAAUAAUGAAAAGUUUAAGGGGAGGAUAUGGUGCGUGGCGGCGCGCCGGGAUAACGCGACGGCGCUGACGGCGGCGCUUGCGUACGCGUGCUCGCAGGGGAAUGGCACGUGCGACCCGAUCCAAUCGAAGGGGAAGUGUUUUAAACCCGAUUCGGUUUUCUGGCACGCGAGCUAUGCGUUUAGUGCUUAUUGGGCGCAGUUUAGGAAGGUUGGCGGAACUUGUUACUUCAAUGGGCUUGCAACUCAAACCGCAAAGGAUCCAAGUUAUGGAUCCUGCAAGUUCCCUAGCGUGACACUUUGAAGAAGGAGGAAUCAAACAAACCAAGCAAAAUAGAGCUUUCGUUACGCGAUCAUAUAAUGAUUAUUUAAUUUCACUAUGUCGACAUUGGGAAUUUUGAAUUAGGGGGAUCGUUUUUACUGUAGGGGAUAGUGUUUCUUUCAUUUCAUGAACGUAUGUUCCUCCUAUAGAUAGAGCAUCCGAACCCACUAAGAAGGAACAUACAUUGGUGAAUGAUUUUGAAUACUCCAACCACCGGAUCGCCAUUAUUUAACACCAUGUUGGUAGAAUAAGUGAUGAGGUGCAAUGUUUUCUGCUUAUUAUUUGCACAACUUAUCUUCUUUUCAAUUGGCAUGUAGGAUAGCCAUUAUAUGUAACACUAAUUCUUUGCACGGUCAAUUCACUGACCCCGGAUCACCCUUAUUUUGAUGUUAUCUAUAUCAUACUGCUAGAAGUGAUAAGGUGCAUUACAAUUUGCUCAACUUUCGUUCUUUUA